AUGACUGGCUUCUUAGCAGAACUCAGCCCUACGGCGCUUGUCCUUCUCUUAACCCCCAUCACUUUGAUCACCUAUUACAUCCUCUUUGCUCCCCGCAUUGAAUUCCCACCCAAGGCUCCUAAGCAAACUUCAGAACAGUAUCCAGUGGUCGGUGCUUUAGCCUAUUUCUCCGAGAAAUGGGACUUUUAUCGAAGAUCAAGUCGUGAAAGUCCUUCUGGAAACUUCAGCUUCUAUCUCGGGAAAAAUGCGGUUGUUGGUCUUGCUGGGGAAAUCGGAAGAGAUGUGUUCUAUAAUACAAAGGAGUUCGGGAUAUCACAAGGCCAAGCUCUAAAUCCUCGAAUACCUGGUCCUCCCGAACUCCCAGGGUUUCUAGGAAAGGCAUUAUCCUUGGACGAUGACGAAUUCACUCCCAUCUUUCUCCGCUUUCUCCGCUCAAUCCUCACCACGGAGCGCUUCUCUCGAGAUCUGCCAGUGCUGGUUCACGACGCCAAAGAAGGAUUACGCACAUUGGCCACUUCUUCAUCCACCAUUAUAAACCCAUUCGAUGUCUUAUUUAAGGUUAUAUUCCAGCUCACUGCGCGUGCACUCUGUUGCAACGAUCUUGCCGACCAAACUGAACUACUUGAUAAGAUAAUACAUCUUUUCUUAACUGCUGGCACCAGUUACAAUCCCAGAAUCAUUCUGUUUCCGUCACUUAUGAAAUUAUUAAGUCCUGCGUACUGGAAGCAAAUGAGCGCAUCAAUAAGAAUGUACAUGCUCGUUAAGGGUAUCUUGGAUCAACGAAAAAGAUCGGCAAAACGUGAUGCCGAUCCGCUGCAACAUCUGAUUGACCAGGGAACAGCUGAUGCAAGCAUAAUCCAGAUGUUGCUCACCGUUCUUUUCGCUGGGAUCGAAAACAGUGGCAAGUUCGCAGCCUGGAACCUAAUUUAUCUCUCCCUGAAUCCAAAAUGGAAGACACAGGUUCUUGAUGAAAUAAAAGCGGCUGUAGCGAAGUACACAACAGAUAGAACUGCGCCCUUGAUUGAGCAACUUUCGUCGCUGCCUUUGGAAGCUUGGGAAAGAGAGUUUCCAGUCAUCGAUAUGGUCUUAGCGGAGACAAUCCGACUGCAAUUACAAGGAGUCCUAUUUCGAAAGAAUGUCGGUGGUAGCGAUAUCAAGGUCGGCGAUGAAAUUAUCCCAAAUGGCGCUUAUGUGCUCUAUCACAACGCUGAUGUUCACCUUGACCCGUCAAUAUACCCUGACCCUCUCAAGUGGGAUCCUUCGAGACACUUGCCAGGGAACCCAGAAAGCAAAAAGAAGCGAACGGAGUUUCUUGGCUGGGGUGCAGGAAAACAUAGUUGUGGUGGAAUCCGAUUCGCAAAGUUCGAAAACAACAUUGCAGUUGUUUCAUUCCUUGCGACAUACGAUUUCGAGCUCUGUGAUGAACAAGGGACAGUACUAAAAAAUGGUCCUGAGUACAAUGUUAACAGUCAGAGCUUCUCUCAACCGGACAGUCCGGCGUACCUUCGGAUUUGGCCAAGGGAAGAAAUCGGUGAAGGACUUCACGAACAGUGCGGCUAGUCCGUU
This is a messenger RNA of Hyaloscypha bicolor E, 1566 nucleotides long. Its product is annotated as cytochrome P450. The transcript has 7 exons. Gene Ontology annotation, biological process: sterol metabolic process. The record is from RefSeq and is a predicted model, not a curated record. Gene Ontology annotation, molecular function: iron ion binding; monooxygenase activity; heme binding. The coding region runs from base 1 to 1560 and encodes 519 amino acids. NCBI's taxonomy places the organism in Eukaryota, Fungi, Ascomycota, Leotiomycetes, Helotiales, Hyaloscyphaceae.